UAGAUAUUAUUAUUAUUUUUCGCUCCCCCUUCCACCCCACAUAUAAAAACACUGAAGUGCUACUACUAUCCUCGCCCUCAUUCAAACGACACUCCGCUUCGCUUCGCUUUAGUUCCCCUCUGCUACUUAGUACUUACCCCGAGGCCAAACCCACUAUCCUCACUGAAAAAUGCGCCUGUCGGGCGAUAUGCGGCGACCGGUGCUGCUUCUUCCGGCGGUCCUCGCCCUGGUCCUCCUCCCCGCUGCUCCCGCCGAUGCAUGGCGGCCCUGGCCCCACCUGAAGCCCAACGCCUCCGCCUCCGACAUCUUCGGCCAGUCCAAGAAGUACGAGGGGUCGUCGGAGUUCGUGAAGCUGAAGUACCACAUGGGUCCCGUCCUCACGGCCAACAUCACCGUCCACACCAUCUGGUACGGCGCCUGGCCCAAGGCCCAAAAGAAGGUCAUCCGCGAGUUCAUAAGCUCGCUCUCCGCCACCGGCGUCAAGCGGCCCUCCGUGGCCGGGUGGUGGAGGACGGUCCAGAUGUACACGGACCAGACCGGCGACAACAUCUCCCAGAUUGUCCGCCUCGGCCAGGAGAAGAACGACCGGUUCUACUCCCACGGCAAGUCGCUCACGAGGCUAUCGGUGCAGUCGGUGAUCAAGAGCGCCAUCUCGACCAGGACGCGGCCGCUCCCGAUCGACCCCAAGAACGGGGUGUACCUGCUGCUCACCUCCCCGGACGUGUCCGUCCAGGACUUCUGCAACAACGUCUGCGGGUUCCACUACUUCACCUUCCCCUCCAUCGUGGGCUACACGCUCCCGUACGCGUGGGUGGGCAACAGCGCGAAGCUGUGCCCCGGCCAGUGCGCCUACCCGUUCGCCGUCCCGGACUACAUCCCGGGGCUCAAGCCGCUGAAGGCCCCGAACGGCGACGCCGGCGUGGACGGGAUGGUGAGCGUCAUCGCGCACGAGAUCGCUGAGCUGGCGUCGAACCCGCUGGCCAACGCCUGGUACGCGGGCCAGGACCCGAGCUUCCCGGUGGAGAUCGCGGACCUGUGCGAGGGGAUCUACGGCACCGGGGGCGGCGGGUCCUACACGGGGCAGAUGCUGGAGGACGGCGAUGGCACCACGUACAACAUGAAAGGGAUCCGACGGAAGUUCCUGGUCCAGUGGGUGUGGAACCAUGUGGUCAGCUACUGCACCGGCCCGAACGCCCUCGAUCAGUAAUAUCCUUCCACCUUUCGUUUUUUCUUUUGGGUCUUUUGUUUCGUUUGUUCUCUUCUGGGUUUUUUGGAGGGUGCCUCUUUCUUUCUUUCCUUCUGUCAAAAUUUGAAAAGAAUUUCCGAAGUGGUAUUAUCCAUUUGGUUUGGAUUCUUGUGGGAAGGGGAGUUCUGGGUCGGGUCUCUCUGGUCUGGUCUGGUCUGGUCUGGUCUGGUAAUGAAUGAUUAGUCGUGGUAGUUAAGUCUGUUAAAUAUGUAAUAAGAACCGUAUACUGUCCUUGUAUACAAAACGAAAGAGUCGUUCUUUCUUCUUCGUUCGGACGGCUGUUCAAUGGCGAUUGGCAUUUGAAGAGAGAGAGAGACAGCGGAGCGUGGGUCGAGCAAUGAAGAAUGUUGUGCCGACGGUCAGUCGAUGUUGGGGGGAAAGCAGCCAGCAAAAGCAAAACCGCCUCCCUCAAAUUGAAUUCGAAUUCGAUCCGUCUUCAGAUUGAA
Molecule: messenger RNA, 1692 nt
Organism: Eucalyptus grandis
Lineage: Eukaryota; Viridiplantae; Streptophyta; Magnoliopsida; Myrtales; Myrtaceae
Product: protein EXORDIUM-like 3
Exons: 1
Coding region: 170-1207 (345 amino acids)
Source: RefSeq, a predicted model, not a curated record